This is a messenger RNA of Quercus lobata, 1608 nucleotides long. Its product is annotated as lipid phosphate phosphatase 2-like. The record is from RefSeq and is a predicted model, not a curated record. Gene Ontology annotation, biological process: phospholipid dephosphorylation; phospholipid metabolic process. NCBI's taxonomy places the organism in Eukaryota, Viridiplantae, Streptophyta, Magnoliopsida, Fagales, Fagaceae. Gene Ontology annotation, molecular function: phosphatidate phosphatase activity. Gene Ontology annotation, cellular component: membrane. The transcript has 9 exons. The coding region runs from base 472 to 1440 and encodes 322 amino acids.
GUUGUUCACUUGUUAUGUAAACAUCAUGCUAACCAAAUCAUAAAAUUUUGUCCUUUAUAAAUUGAAACUACUAAUUUUUCCAAAUACUUUUAUUGUGCGGUUUUGUACCUCUCUCUAUUUAGGCAUAUGUUCGAUUUAAACUCUUGUAAUUUAAAUUCCUGUCACCUAUUGUCGUAACUAUCGAAUUAUUAAAUAAAUAAAAAAUUCAAAUCAUCCAAAGAGCGCAUUUCACUGCCUCUCUAUCCUGUGUGCCUUCUUGGAUUGCCCUUGCUAAGACCCCUCGAGCUUUCCUUCUUCAGGAUUAUUCUCUCAUAAUUAAGUGCGUGAGGGAGGAACUUUGAACCCAUGUUUCCCCCAGACAAGAGACUAGUGCCAUUGAACCACAAGGCUUGGUGUUUCAUGUGGCUAAUAUAAUUACAAUGCAUAUGUUAUGUUGUUUUCCUACUUUAUUUAUAAGCUUAAUUUGGGAAAAUGCCUGAGAUUAUGUUAGGAAGCCACACUGUAAAAUCUCAUGGAGUCAAAGUGGCAAGAGGACAUAUGCAUGACUGGAUAAUUCUUUUGGUUCUUGGGGUAAUAGAUAUCGGUCUGAAUGUUAUAGAGCCUUUUCACAGAUUUGUUGGGAAAGACAUGAUGGCAGACCUGAGAUACCCAUUUAAAGAGGAUACUAUCCCUUUUUGGGCUGUUCCAUUCUAUGCUGUACUGUUGCCAUUUGCUAUAUUUACUAUAUAUUACUUUCGAAGAAGAGAUGUCUAUGAUUUGCACCAUGCCAUAUUGGGCACUCUAUUUUCUCUUCUAAUAACUGGAGUUAUUACGGAUUCAAUCAAAGAUGGUGUUGGUCGACCACGGCCAAACUUCUUUUGGCGGUGUUUCCCUGAUGGAAACCAGGUCUUCCAUCCUGUAACAUUGGAUGUCGUUUGUAAUGGAGAUAAGCGAAUUAUAAAGGAAGGAUACAAAAGCUUUCCUAGUGGACACACUUCAUGGUCUUUUGCAGGUCUUGGUUUCCUUUCAUGGUAUUUAUCAGGGAAAAUUAGAGUGUUUGAUCGCAGGGGCCAUGUUGGAAAACUUUGUGUUCCAUUUCUUCCAUUGCUUUUUGCUGCUUUUGUGGGAGUUUCUCGUGUUGAUGACUACUGGCAUCAUUGGACAGAUGUCUUCGCUGGAGGUCUUAUAGGAUUAACAGUAGCCUCAUGUUGUUACUUGCAGUUCUUUCCUUUUCCUCAUUCUGUGAAUGGUUGGGCACCUCAUGCAUAUUUUCAAAAUUUGUCAGAGAGCAAUAAUGUUCCUCGAAACUCUUUAAGAAGGGCUCGCUCUCUUGGUAUGGAGCUACAUGAAGCACAAACUUUAUUUAUAAGACACGACAAAAAUAAAGAAAUUGGAGAACCCAGUUCAGAAAGUACAAGUCCAUCAUUAGAUUCAAUGGAAGAUGGGACAAGCAGAUACUGAUUUUAGAUUUUUUUUUAAAUUAAAAAAAUAUGAAACAAUUAGACAUGUCUAUUUACAUAGAAAAUCCAACUUGUCACGUAUAUAUUCUAACUUUAAACUAUGUAUAGGACUUGGUAUGUGAUCACUUCCUAUAGAUGUUCUUGAAUUUUUAUUGGGCCAUAUUUCUAA